UGUUCCCACGCAUAGUUGCCUCCUAAACAAUAUGUCAGAUAAUAGUUUGAGAUAAUAGACCACUACAUGAAAAUGAAUCCUUUGCUCAAACAGAAACGUCAACGAGUUCCGUAUGGUGAUGUUUGGGAUAAGCCAUUUAUAUAUCUUGGAGUGACAUAUUGCAAUGCUAAUUUAAAUAAAUCAUUUUCUAAAAAUGUAAUUUUAGCAUUAGAUAUUUUAUCAGAAAAACUCCAAGAUAAUCUGUAUGUUGGAGACUCGUUGUGUGAUAUUUAUCAGGGAACAUCAGCAGUGCUAAUGAAUGCAAACGGAGAUAUCAAAUCUAUCGUAGAUGUUCGACAAAGGAAAGCAGUAGAAAGUCUUGUAGAAUUCGUUAAAAACUUGGAUGACGGUAGAAAACAUGCACAGUGUCUCCUUGAAAUGGUUAAUAAGAAGGAUGAAGCAACUAUUCAAGCAGUUUUGGCCUGUCAUCUUUUCUCUCCUCUCUUAUCUGAAGGAAAAGUGUUUGUGGAUCGUACUAACCGGAACCCAAGGAAAAAUUCCAGUGAAACAUUUCCUACUGUUGGUACUAGUACAGAUUCAAAUGAUGAUCCUUUAAAAGUUGAAUGUCCAUUCUGUAAAAAGGCUAACAUAAAAGCAGACAACACAAAUUUUGGUUGUGUAGAUAUGUGGCAUGGGAGGGCAGAUAUUGUUGUUAAAGGAGAUAAUGGUUCUAUGCAAGAAAUCAUUAAAAUUGCUGUUGAUGAAGAUGAUGAGGAAGGUCAAGGUGAACCUGCAUCAAAAAAAGCAAAGAUAGAUGAAGAUAUAGAUCUUUGGUAUAGUCUGGCAGAGGUGAAAACAGAAAUAGAGGGUUCAGUUACUUCAGAUCUUCGUGAAACUCAAGAUUAUGUACAGGCAAUAAGUCAGACAAUUUUAAAUUCAUUUUUGGCAGUAAAGCUCAACAAAGGUUUAGGAAGUCAUUUGAUUCCAUCUUUUUUUGUUUCCCCCAAGUAUAUUUACAUCAAUUUUUACAAUGUUGAAAAGGAUAUUUUACUCGUGCAAGAUCACCCAAUUAAAAUUUUUGACAAGGACGGUGUGAAUUAUUGGGCAAUUCUCUCUGUUUGGAUGGCAUUGAAUUUUGAAAAAUUUCCUUGUGAGUUUCAAGGAGAUGCUUCAAAAAAGUCUGGUUUUCAGAAUUGGCUACAAAAGCAUGGUGUUCUUGAAAAAUAUAAGAAUGAGAUCACAUGUAAAUAUACUGCUGCCAGAAAGCCAGCACAGGAAAAAACAAACAGUACAGUGAAUCCUAUGAGAGUUGCUGAAUUGUUCAGGAAACUGAUUGAAGGUGAAAAUAAGGAUUCAACCUGAAUGCGUAAAACAUAAAAACCAUUUCUCAUCACUUGGCGUCCGGCGUCUGGCGUCGUCCGUCGUCGUUAACUUUUACAAAAAUCUUCUCCUCUGAAACUGAUGGGCCAAAUUAUUCCAAACUUAGCCAUAAUCAUCAUUGGGGUAUCUAGUUUAAAAAUUGUGUGGCGUGACCCCGCCAACCAACCAAGAUGGCCGUCACGGCUAAAAAUAGAACAUAGGGGUAAAAUGCAGUUUUUGGCUUAUAACUCAAAAACCAAAGCAUUUAAAGCAAAUUUGACAAUGGGUAAAUUUAUUCAUCAGGUCAAGAUCUAUCUGCCCUUCAUUUUUCAGGUGAAUCGGACAACCCGUUGUUGGGUUGCUCUCCCUGAAUUGGCAAUUUCAAGGAAAUUUUGCUGUUUUUGGUUAUUAUCUUGAAUAUUAUUAUAGAUAGAGAUAAACUGUAAACAGCAAUAACGUUCAGCAAAGUAAGAUCUAUAAAUAAGUAAAAUGACCGAAAUGGUCAAAUGACCCCUUUAGGAGUUAUUGCCCUUUAUAGUCAAUUUUUAACCAAUUUUUGUAGAUCUUAGUAAUCUUUUACAAAAAUCUUCUCCUCUGAAACAACUUGGACAAAUUAAACCAAACUGGGCCACAACUAUCAUUGGGGUAUCUAGUUUAAAAAAUGUGUGACGUGACCCAGCCAACCACCCAAGAUGGCCGCCACAGCUAAAAUUAAAAACAUGGGGGUAAAAUGCAGUUUUUGGCUUAUAACUCAAAAACCAAAGCAUUUAGAGCAAAUCUGACAUGGGGUAAAAUUAUUUAUCAGGUCAAAAAAAGAUCUAUCUGCUCUGAAUUUUUCAGGUGAAGCGGAGAACCCGUUGUUGGGUUGCUCUCCCUGAAUUGGCAAUUUAAAGGAAAUUUUGCUGUUUUUGGUUAUUAUCUUGAAUAUUAUUAUAGAUAGAGAUAAACUAUAAACAGCAAUAAUGUUCAGCAAAGUAAGAUCUACAAAUAAGUUAACAUGACCGUAAUGGUCAGUUGACCCCUUUAGGAGUAAUUGCCCUUUAUAGUCAAUUUUUAACAAUUUUUUGUAAAUCUUAGUUAUCUUUUACAAAAAUCUUCUCCUCUGAUACUAUGUGGCCAAAUUAAACCAAACUUGGCCACAAUCAUCAUUUGGGUAUCUAGAAUUAAAAAUAUGUGGCGUGACCCGGUCAACUAACCAAGAUGGCCACCACGGUUAAAAAUGGAACAUAGGGGUAAAAUGCAGUUUUUGGCUUAUAACUCAAAAACCAAAGCAUUUAAAGCAAAUCUGACAUGAAGUAAAAUUGUUUAUUAAGUAAAAAUAUAUCUGUCCUGAAAUUUUCAGAUGAAUCAGACAACCUGUUGUUUGGUUGCUGCCCCUGAACUGGUAAUUUUAAGGAAAUUUUGCUGUUUUCGGUUAUUAUCUUGAAUAUUAUUAUAGAUAGAGAUAAACUUUAAAAUACAAUAUAUGUUGGCAAAGUAAGAUCUAUAAAUAAGUCAACAUGACCGAAAUUGUCAGUUGACCCCUUUAAGAGUUAUUGCCCUUUAUAGUCAAGUUUUAACCAUUUUUAGCUCACCUGGCCCGAAGGGCCAAGUGAGCUUUUCUCAUCACUUGGCGUCUGGCGUCCGUCGUCCGUCGUCCGUCGUCGUUAACUUUUAGAAAAAUCUUCUCCUCUGAAACUACUGGGCCAAAUGAAACCAAACUUGGCCACAAUCAUCAUUAGGAUAUCUAGUUUAAAAAAUGUGUGGCGUGACCCGCCAAACCAAACAAGAUGGCCGCCAUGGCUAAAAAUAGAACAUAGGGGUAAAAUGCAGUUUUUGGCUUAUAACUCAAAAACCAAAGCAUUUAGAGCAAAUCUGACAAAAGGGUAAAGUUGUUUAUCAGGUCAAGAUCUAUCUGCCCUGAAAUUUUCAGAUGAAUCAGACACCCGGUUGUUGGGUUGCUGCCCCUGAAUUGGUAAUUUUAGGGAAAUUUUGCUGUUUUUGGUUAUUAUCUUGAAUAUUAUUAUAGAUAGAGAUAAACUGUAAACAGCAAUAAUGUUCAGCAAAGUAAGAUUUACAAAUAAGUCAACAGGAUCAAAAUGGUCAGUUGGCCCCUUUAGAAGUUAUUGCCAUUUAAAGUCAAUUUUUAACCAUUUUUCGUAAAUUUUAUAUAUCUUUUACAUAAAUCUUCUCCUCUAAAACUGCUGGGCCAAAUGAAUCCAAACUUGGCCACAAUCAUCAUUGGGGUAUCUAGUUUAAAAAAUGUGUGGCGUGACCUGCCAAACCAACCAAGAUGGCCGCAAUGGCUAAAAAUAGAACAUAGGGGUAAAACGCAGUUUUUGGCUUAUAACUCAAAAACCAAAGCAUUUAGAGCAAAUCUGACACGAGGUUGAAUUGUUCAUCAGGUCAUGUUCUAUCUGCCCUGAAAUUUUCAGUUGAAUCAGAGAACCCGUUGUUGGGUUGCUGUCCCUGAAUUGGUAAUUUUAAGAAAAUUUUGCUGUUUUUGGUUAUUAUCUUGAAUAUUAUUAUAGAUAGAGUUAAACUGUAAACAGCAAAAAUGUUCAGCAAAGUAAGAUUUACAAAUUAGUCAACAUGACCAAAAUGGUCAAUUGACCCCCUAAGGAGUUAUUGUCCUUUAUAGUCAAUUUUAACAAUUUUCAUAAAAUUUGUAAAAUUUUACUACCGGUUACAUUUUCCACAGAAACUACUAGUUUAAGUUCAUUAUAGAUAGUGAAAAUUGUAAGCAGCAAAAAUGUUCAGUAAAGUAAGAUGUACAAACAUAUCACCAAAACACAAUUUUGUCAUGAAUCCAUCUGCUUCCUUUGUUUAAUAUUCACAUAGACCAAGGUGAGCGACACAGGCUCUUUAGAGCCUCUAGUUUCAUAAAUCUUAGUAAUCUUUUACAAAAAUCUUCUCUGAAACUACUGGGCCAAGUAAAUUAUAGAUAGAGAUAAUUGUAAGCAGAUAGAAUGUUCAGUAAAGUAAGAUGAACAAACACAUCACCAUCACCAAAACACAAUUUUGUCAUGAAGUUUGUUAUUUUAUUCUUUACUGAAAGUGAAUCAAAUUGGUUGAAAAAAAUAGGGGGUCACUGACCAUUUAACCUCACAAUUUUACUUUUAAACAGGUAUGUAAAAGGACCAUUUUUCAAUGAAAUAAUAGGGAAAUAGAGGUGUUGUCAUAUUUUUAUCGAAAUAUAAAAAAAAACAUUCUAUGACACUUGGUCCAAAACUGUAAUAUAAAAAGCUGAAAUAUAGCUUCAAAGAAUGAGCAAAUAAAAAACAUAGGUCACCAAUAAGGGAAAAAAAAUUCUUUGCAGUAAAAUUUUGGCGGGAAAAUGGUGAAAAUGGGUGAAAUGUCAUUUUGACCCUUUAGCAAAUACGGAUAAUAACAAAAAUAUUUUAUUAAUCAUAUAACUACAAUGAUUUAACAUAUCUAAUCAAUAACAAAAAGUUUUAAAACUAUAUUGUAUUUACGACAAAUACUUUUGUAAUUCAUGCGUGAAAUUAUACACAGUUGAAUAGUCACAAGCCACCUUAAAUUAAUAGGCAGCAACUUUAAAAAUCAAUGUAAGUGUGUUAGGCAUAUUAGGUGAGGUCUUAUUUUAACAUAAAUCAAUACUUCAGUCUGUGUUAAUUUAAAGAUGUAUUUAUAUUUUUACAUGUGGUAUUGCUAUCCAAUGAAUUUUGAGCUACUUACAUUUGAGAUUUAUUUAUUUACCACUAUUGGAUCACACAUUUUCAUGCUUCCUUUGCAGUUCAUCUUAUAUUGAGGUUUCGUUUGAUUGAACACAUGACAAAUCUUUAUUUAAUUUAUUAUAACUUUUCAGGUGGUUUAUUUUUUGAAUUUGAUUGUUAACUUAUAGAAAUUGUGUUUCUCAUAAAAGUUACAUGUAUACGUGUAAUCUGGAGCGUUUUGACAACAUCAAUGUAUUUAGCAGACUUUUAAAACCUGUUUUCUUUCAUCAGGAUUUGCGCAUACCUGUAGCCAGGGAGGGUUCGGGGGGUUCCGACCCGAACCCUUGAAAACAAAUAAGCACUGUUAAAGUCAAUGUUCUGUUCGAAUUGUGACUGUUAAAGUCAAGUUUGUGAGUCCAACGUACCCCCAUUUGGAAAUUCCUGGCUACGGGCCUGUUGCUUAUUUUCAAUUUAAACAUGCAAUUAAUGUGUGUAGGUGAAAAAAUUCAAAUAAGCAGCUCUCUCUCACCCUCUUACAUAACCUAACAAAGAAAUGCCACCCUACAUAAAGUAAUUCUGCUUUUAUCUGGAAAGACCUUAUGACUUUUUAUACCCAAAGUUUCAGUACAUAUUUUUGUAUACUAGCUGUUGAUGGACUGUCUGCCCAUCUGUCGUCUGUCCAUCCAUAUUCAAUAUGUCAGAAAUUAGCUCAACCACACUUUAACCAAUAUGCAUCAAACUUUGAUGAGUGACCUUUUGUUUUUUAUAAAUACGGAUUUACCUAUCCAAGUUUUGGGGAAUUAUUCAUAAAAAGGGUGGAUUUCCCAGUUUUCAGACAAUAACCCAUAAACAUUUUAAUCAAUUUGCAAGAAACUUUGCUGAAUUAUUUAUUCUAUCAACAUACGCUCUCUUUGGAUUUUAAUAGAUUUAUGACUAUAAUUUUUUUUGAAUUAUGUUUUUUUUUUAUUCAUUUCAAAAGGGGAAUCUUCCAGUUUUCAGAUAAUAGCAUUUUUCAAAAUUUUUAAUGAAACUUUAGUAAAUUGUUUAUAUCUAUUGCUGUAUGCUCCCUUUUGAUUUUUAUAAAUUUAAGAUUUAAUGCUUCACAGUUAUAAGAGUUUAUUCUUUAAAAAGCAUGAAAAGUGGUAAUUAACUAAUUUUAAAGUUUUUAGAUCAUAUCCUUAAAGUACUUAAAACAGUUCUCAUUAAACUUUUAAGACUGAUUUAUAUCUAUUAAGAUAACUCCCUUUAUUUAUUUUUUUUAAAUUUAUGAUAAAAAAUUGUGAAGUUAUUGUUUGUUUAUAGUCUGAAAACAGAUUUACUUAGUAUUGCGCAACAGCACAGUGUAUUGCACAAGAAAUCUUAAAUUUAUUAUAAAUAUAUAUUUAAUUCAUAAAACCGAUUUCAAGUUCUUUGACUACAUUUAUACAGAAACCUUUAAUAUGUCAACUAUUUAAUUAUAAUUUAAAUUCACACCUGUAUUGAGUGCAAUCAUUGUGUCCUUUUUGCCCCAACUGUUCAGGGUUGGACUGAUGUGGUCAAAUCCAGCUGUGCUUGCUAAAGCAAUUUAUUGUAGUUUGAAUAUCUUUCUUAAACUAUCCUAGAUUUCUACUUUGACAGAAGCUUGUUCAUGCUCAUAACAUACAAAAUGAAGUAUCUGGAAGUAAAUUUAAAAUAUAAAAUUUUUGUAUUUUAUUUAUAAAUGGACUUAUUUUUUCUGCCAUUUAACAUUACCUUCACUGACUCUGCGUUUUAAGUUCAAAAUGAUUUUGAUAAUUUAUUUGUCUUAUGUUUAGUUUCACUCUACAUGGUAUAUUUGAACAGAUAUUUGUUCAGUUUUAUGCAUGGCCAGUCUAGAAUAUUACAUAUGAUUCAGUGUUAAUAAUUUGUAUAUAAAAUGUAUAAGCCUUUAUUUUAUUACAUCAUAAUUUUUAAUACUUUGUAUUAUGUCUGCUUUAAGGCAUUAUUGUUACAUUGUUCAGGCCAUAGUUAUUAUAUUUUUAGUUUUACGAAAUUUUUUGACAAAACCAAUGGGUAGGAGGACUGCUGCUGCUGCUGAUUUUUUUUUUAAUACCAACCGUCAAUAUCAAAAUUUGUUUUUUUUUAUUUCACCAGGAGAUUUUCUACUAGUGUAACAACUAUUUUUUUUUCUUGACAAGGUUUGAAUUGAAAAUCAAUGUGCAACAACUUACUAAAUCACCAAGAGCAUAAAUUUAUAUUCUUUCAUGCAGUUAUGAACUAAAAAUAUAUUUUUUUUGCAUGAAAAACACUGGGUCGGAGGAGAAAAAAAAAUAAAAAUCAACAUUUUUUUUUUUUUUUUUCCUAUUUCUAUUUGGCAAAAAUUAGGGUAGGAGGGUUCGUAAAACUAAAAAUAAAAAAACUACGGCCUCAUGGAAGUUUUGUUUAUUUUUUUUAUUGAACUAUGUACAAUAUUUAUUUGCUACAACACUAAAUGAAUUAGAAACGUAUUUACAAAUUAAGUGACCACAAUGAGAAAUGAGACAUACAUGUAAUUUUUUUUAAAUUGCUCUUAUUCCAUAGAUAAGAAUCUCAAAACGUCUGCAAGAUCUUGAUAUCUUUUAUAUCAGUAUAUAUUGCUUGAUCAUUGCACAAUGUUGCGAGAAAGUCGUGUGUAUUGAAAUUGAAUUCAAGUAGAUCAUUUUAACUACAAAAAAAGGUAUAAUGAAAUGGUUGCAUUUAAAUAUAUAAAUGUAAAUAAAUAUAUAUAUCUUGAUGAGAAAUUUUGUACUGUAUAAGCCAUGUUACUGUUUAGAGAUUAUAAUAUACUGCUUCUAAACAGAAACUUUGAUUAUUUGGGAAAAAAACUCACAUUCUGAAUUAUAAAAUAGCUAUUCAUAAUCAUCAUUUAUCAAAUUUAUAUAACUACUCUCACAAUUUUACAAAUUGUUCAACAAAAGCAAUCAUAAAUGUGCUAAAACAU
Mytilus trossulus (common blue mussel) is the source of this 7932-nucleotide messenger RNA. RefSeq lists its product as uncharacterized. The record is from RefSeq and is a predicted model, not a curated record. The transcript is spliced from 3 exons. The coding region runs from base 67 to 1341 and encodes 424 amino acids. Lineage: Eukaryota; Metazoa; Mollusca; Bivalvia; Mytilida; Mytilidae.